Messenger RNA from Drosophila gunungcola (fruit fly), 1892 nucleotides. It is a transcript of the gene spz5, whose product is annotated as protein spaetzle 5. The record is from RefSeq and is a predicted model, not a curated record. Gene Ontology annotation, biological process: innate immune response; regulation of Toll signaling pathway; central nervous system formation. The coding region runs from base 360 to 1574 and encodes 404 amino acids. Gene Ontology annotation, cellular component: extracellular region. The transcript has 6 exons. Gene Ontology annotation, molecular function: Toll binding; growth factor activity. NCBI's taxonomy places the organism in Eukaryota, Metazoa, Arthropoda, Insecta, Diptera, Drosophilidae.
UAAGACCGCUCAGUUGGCUACGAACCUCUGCCGUGAGCAUUUGCAAACGCAUGAAACGGAAAAAACAAAGUCGAAAGCCGAAAAAUACAAAUUGAAAUCUCCGCGCUGUCUUCGGUACGUGUUAAGUUUUUUAAUUAGUAGAGUUUUCAAGUGAAUUCAGUGGCAAAAAGAGAAAAUAAUUCACAAAAAUACAAGAAGCAAAGCAAAGCUUAAGUGUAGUGAACAAAAAAAAACUGUGUAUCAACAGGCAAAACAAUACAAUAAGCCGCACUCUAGAUUUCCAGACUUCGCGUUGAAGGCAAUUGCUGAAUCGCAAUCGACUCAAAUGCAAAUGCAAAUCGACGGCGAAUGAAUUGACAAUGACAAAGAGUAUUAAACGUCCGCCCCCUAUUAGUUGUAACCACCUGCUUCUUACCUAUGUGAUAUUAGCUUAUACAGUAGCCGCCCACAGCUCGCCCCCGCCAUGUGGCCUUUAUGGAGCGCCGCCUUGCCAAUUCCUCCCAGCGCCACCUGGUCAAACGCCCACCUGUGCCCGUCCAGGAAAAACUUACUGCGAACACGCCGAUAACUAUCCCACGUAUCUCAUUAAGACCCUCGUCCGAAAGUGGGGCUAUGAGGCCAGCACUUUGCUGGUGGACGAAACCUGGGAGGAUUUUGCGGCUGUGGCGUGGCACGAUACUCCCGUCUUCUACGAUCCCAAGUCCAUUUUCCCGCCCCGCGAUCCCAAUGGCCAGGACUUUAAUGGAUAUAGUUAUCAGACCCCAUUUGGAGGCAACCCCCACAGAGCGAGUGGCGGUGGAAACCCCCUUUUCGUCAGCAAUCCCACAACGGAAGCGCCAACGUAUCUUCUUUAUACGUCUUCUGGAGGAGGUCAUCGCUCGGGUCAGCGGUACAACUCGCAGGGCGGAACCUCAUCCGCCGGCGGUCACUUGUACUUCAAUCACGGUGGCAAGUCCACACCCUACAAUGCCACCCUCUGGCUGAAGCGGUUGGUCAGGGAUCUCAGUCGAAAGCAGAGGCAGGUCGGCACUGAUGAAGAGGUGGAGGAGGAGGUGGUCGAGGAGGAGGCCGAGGGUGCUGAGGAGGUUGAGGAAGAGGAGUCGGAUGAGGACGAGGGAAAGGGAAAGGGAGAGGGGGAGCAGAGCGAACCGACAGAGGAUCACGCGCAGAGCAAGCGCGAUGUCUCGCUCAACAUGGAUCUCUUGGAUAUCGUGGGCGUGGAUGCCCCCAAUCCGCCGAAGAAGCGUUCGAGGACAAAGCGCCAAAGUCCCGGACGCUCCACCCUCUGCCAGACGACCUCGCAGUUCAUCACCCCGCAGGCGGCGCUCAAUAGUCGAGGCAACUGGAUGUUCGUGGUCAACGAGCAGAACACAGCGCGCCAGAUGGUGAAGGCGGAACUCUGCGCCUCGAACACCUGCUCGAACCUGUGCGAAUUGCCCAACGGCUACAACUCGAGAUGCGAGCAGAAGUUUGUGCAAAAACGCUUAAUUGCGCUCCAGGGCAAUGGGCAGAAUCUCUAUACGGACACGUUCUGGUUUCCCAGUUGCUGUGUCUGCACGAUAGCCGCCAAUUAAAUGAGGACGACGAUUUUGGCAAAUUCAUAUCUGAUAACUAAAUGAUACGAAACCAACCACACACACAAUACACAAAACACAACACACUGCACAACACCCCCACACACACAACACACUCAAUAUAUCUCACAUGUAGUUACACACAAACACACAAUGUAGUUCUUAAAAAUGUAAUUUAAAAUCGAAAACAUCGAGUGAGGCAUGCUAAAUUGCAUUUUUGCCCACACAAUCCCUUCGAGUUUUGUAUAGUAGCAUUAGAGUUACCCUGUGAGAGCGAUCUAAUGGAUAUCAAAUAAACAACGAUUCGAGGCAAUGUUU